AAUAAACCGACACGGUGGACGACUUCCGGUGAACUUCCGGUGCCUCACUGCACGUUUCCCUCCCGUUGUAUCGCGAAGCGGCAAACGUCUCGACAUCGGCGUCGUUUGAGUAAUUACAGAGAAAAUGAGCAAAGCGCAUCCCCCCGAGCUGAAGAAGUUCAUGGACAAGAAGCUUUCCCUGAAGCUGAAUGGAGGCAGACACGUGCAGGGCAUCCUGCGCGGGUUCGACCCCUUCAUGAACCUGGUGGUGGACGAGUCUCUGGAGAUGGGCCCAGGAGGACAGCAGAACACCAUCGGCAUGGUGGUGAUCCGAGGAAACAGCAUCAUCAUGUUGGAGGCGUUGGAGAGAGUAUGAGGGCAGAGCGGACGGCUGCACACGGAGAGGACAGUCGUCCAUCUUUUUACUUCGUCGUACUUUCUGUACUUUGUUUUGUAACCAGUCCAUCUGAGACCGCAAUGUUUUGUUUGGAUAUAUUUUGAAAUGCGUAAUCUUGUGAAUAAAUCCUUUUCUUUGUAUCUUG
This is a messenger RNA of Gasterosteus aculeatus aculeatus (three-spined stickleback), 521 nucleotides long. RefSeq names its product small nuclear ribonucleoprotein polypeptide G (gene snrpg). The record is from RefSeq and is a predicted model, not a curated record. Gene Ontology annotation, molecular function: RNA binding. Lineage: Eukaryota; Metazoa; Chordata; Actinopteri; Perciformes; Gasterosteidae. Gene Ontology annotation, biological process: mRNA splicing, via spliceosome; spliceosomal snRNP assembly. Gene Ontology annotation, cellular component: U4 snRNP; U12-type spliceosomal complex; P granule.